AUGUUGGCAUCAUUUAGGUAGGCUUUGAUUUGGUCUCUUCACUUUUUUAUGACAACUUGAAUCUUUUGUCAUUUUGUACCAAUGAUAACAUUGCUUGAAGUUUCGUUUAUCUUUUUUAUUAGAAAGGGUUCUCAAAUGCCAGAAAAUGAAAUAGAUAAUUAGUUCUCUUAAAACGCACUAUAAUGGCGCACUAAUUACACUUAUUGACUUAUGCAUAAUACAAAUAUUGGCCUUCAAAGAUGCGAUAUUACUCUUUUAAAAUGCAUUUAGAGCCUGUAAACACGUUCACGUCUAGCAUGAAAUCUGAAGUCUUAUUGUUUUUAUAUGUACAGGUUCCGGUGUUUUAUUAUUUUAAAAGCCUUAAACUGAAGUCAUUUCGACUUGAAAAAUGCUGACGCCUUCUCCAGGACUCUUCAAGAACAAUGGCACUUUUCUCAAAACACAAUCCAUGGUUUUCAGAUCUCUGCGAAAUCAUUUCCAGCAAUGGAUUCACGUUGACACGGAACGGUGCAACGACUGUUCUAAUCGUACCUUUCCUAAAACCAGGCUGUUCGUGUUACCUAUAAAGAAGACGUUGUCAGAGACAGAUUCACUGCAGCUACGAACUCCAACGUCUGGUCGCUCUGUGGACUUUGACGAUGCUGCGACUUGGCCUUACAUCGACGACGACAUUCCCGUAUGA
Messenger RNA from Bursaphelenchus okinawaensis, 682 nucleotides. The record is from the annotation of a GenBank genome assembly. NCBI's taxonomy places the organism in Eukaryota, Metazoa, Nematoda, Chromadorea, Rhabditida, Aphelenchoididae.